AUGGUAAAGAAGUUAAAACUUGAAAGGAUAAAACAUCCUAACCCAUACCAGAUAGAUUGGGUUCAAGACACUCAGAAGUUGCUUGUGAAUGAGAAAUGUAAUGUGAAGUUCAAGAUUGGAAACUAUAGUGAUGAAAUCCUAUGUGAUAUCGUCCCCAUGGAUGCUUGUCACAUUUUGCUUGGAAGAACAUGGAAAUGUGAUAGAAAAGCCAUACAUGAUGGGUGUGUCAACACCUAUACAAUUAUGAAAGAUGGAGUGAAGCAUAAGCUGAAACAUUUGAAGGAGGAAAAUGUUCAAGUUUGUAAUAAUGCUAGAGUUUGUUUAGUUGAUGCUAGAAAAUUUCUUUAUGGUAUGAAGCAUGAGAAGUUUUGUUUUGCUAUUAUUCCUAAAAAUUACAAAGAUGUGGGUAAAGAAAUUCCUACAGAAGUUGCAAAAUUGUUGCAGGAGUUCCAAGACAUAGUAUCUAAUAAUGCACCGAAGGGACUCCCAUCGUUGAGAAAAAUUAGCCAUCAAAUAGAUUUGGUUCUAGGAGUUGGUUUUCCAAACAAGGCGGCUCAUAGAAUGACUCCUACUAAGACAGAAGAACUCAAUAGGCAAGUGGCAAAGUUACUGGAGAAGGGCUUGAUUCGAGAGAGAUAG
Messenger RNA from Cryptomeria japonica (Japanese cedar), 639 nucleotides. RefSeq lists its product as uncharacterized. Bases 1 to 639 code for a protein of 212 amino acids. The record is from RefSeq and is a predicted model, not a curated record. The transcript has a single exon. Lineage: Eukaryota; Viridiplantae; Streptophyta; Pinopsida; Cupressales; Cupressaceae.